AGUUCACCGGCUGGCAAUUAUGUUGUCCACAUUAGCAAACCAACAAUGCUAAAUCCCCCGGUGGACACAUAAAACCACCUUCCAGCCAUAAAAAAAACACACACAAUGGCAAUACACGGCUUUAGAACAAGAAAACAAAUGGGUUAAGAGGUGGAAUAGAAGAAGAAGGAACUAAAAGAACAAAUUUGUGUCGAUUUUCUAAUCAAAAUGAGCACAUAUAAACUACAAAAAUUGUUUGUAAAGAAUUAUGAGUAAGAAAUCGCUUAAGAGACAAGAUGAGCAUACAAAAGAUGCAGAUUCUGAGGAUGAGGAUGAGAAGGAUUUACAGGCAGCUAUUAAGGAAAUGGUCAAGACUCCUGAUAUUGAUAUAGAACCAAGUAUAAGUGGACGUCUUUCUCAGAGUGAAAACGCACCAGAGUCGACUCGAAAUCAAGCUGAAUGUGGAUCGCAAACGGGUGAUGAAAAAGGUACAACUUCAAGCACCAAGCUAAAAAAGCUAGAUAGCGAUGAUAGUUGGGAAGCACUUCUCAGAAAAAGAUUUGCUUGGACAAAAAACAGCAAAAGUGACACAGCUCCUGUAGAAGAUAAACAAAAUAAACCGAAUACAAAGGGAUCCUUAAAAGAUUUCACGGAGAAUAAAAGAAAUGAAAGCAAACCUACUGCAGGCACCUCUAAGGAAAGUCUAGUACGAGCGGAGUUCUAUGAGAAUUCUAAAGUAAAAGAUGAAGCAACCAUAAAAUCAUACAAAAAUACGUUGAGUGAUGAGGGAUCGGGCGAAGAAUCGCCGGAGUUACUGGACAAAUUGAGAAGAAUUGAGGAGGCCUCGAAGCCCAAAACUUGGAAGAGACCAACACCAAUAGUAAUAAAGCCAAGUCAGGAUAAUUCCAACAGCAAAAAGAGUGAAAAUGCAGUAGAGAAGAAGCCCCAAACAGAUACUGAGGCAGUGCAUGGAUAUAUAAAUAUCUUGAAGGCUCCAUUCGAUCGUAGUUUGUAUUAUGCUCCAGAAGAGCCAUCGCGUCAAGAUAAGGAUGCUGUACCCUCAGAUGUACAACCAGAAACUCCAGCAACUCAAAAUGCCGAUGAUGCCGCAGCAGAUACUGCGCAAAAAGCUGACAAAAAUACGCCAGAAAAUGUAGAAAAUUUGGAGGAAAAAAGAAGUAUCAAAUCGGAUUCGCAAAGGACAGUCACAAUCACAGGACGUUCGCAUAUAACCGCCAAAUGGGAUGACCACUGCCAUGUUAAGGAGCGGGAAACUGGAGUGGAUAAGGCCGCCAUGCGGGUGUUGAUAAUCGCCUGUUUUUUAUGCCUCUUCUUCCUGAUACUCGAAGUCAUUGGAGGCGUAUUAUCCAAUAGCCUGGCCAUUGCCACGGAUGCUGCCCAUUUGCUAACCGAUCUGGCCUCGUUUCUCAUUUCAAUUUCUGCACUUCACUUGGCUGGCAGACCCUCCUCGGAGCGCCUGAACUUCGGAUGGCAUCGUGCUGAAGUCAUCGGGGCCAUGGUAUCCGUGUUCUUCAUCUGGGUAGUCACAGGCAUCCUUGUGUACAUGGCAAUAAUGCGAUGGGUUAACGAGGACUUCGAACUGGAGGCCAAGAUAAUGCUGAUCACAUCGGCUCUGGCUAUAUUGUUCAAUGUGAUAAUGGCCGUUCAGCUGCAGCACGGCCACUCGCACUCUCUUCCAGGAAUGUUGAAAAGGUCAAAGGACACGGGAUCGCUGCCAGAUAACCAGAUGAUUGCUGGGUUCCAAAACACUCGGAUACUAUUGGGCAAGUCCGUUUCCACUCAGUAUGCAGCCAAAGGACAUGAGAACAUCAAUGUGCGAGCUGCCAUCAUUCACGUGGUUGGGGAUCUCAUCCAGAGUGUUGGCGUUUUCGUGGCCGCUCUGAUCAUAUACUUUAGGCCGGAUUGGGCCUUCAUGGAUUCGGUGUGCACAUUUCUCUUUUCGGUGCUGGUCCUUGUGGUUACGUUCAAAAUCUUAAGGGACGUCCUCAUGGUCCUGAUGGAGGCCACGCCGGAUUUCAUGGACUACGAGGAGGUGAGACGGACCUUUGUCUCGAUUUCGGGCGUGGAGCACGUGCAUAACCUGAGGAUAUGGGCCCUAUCCAUCAAUAAGGUGGCCCUAUCCGCUCACCUGGCCAUUUCCAAGGAUGCCGAUCCCCAACAGAUCCUCGAGGAAGCCACCACACUGAUUCACAAGCGGUUCAAGUUCUUCGAGACUACCAUUCAAAUCGAGGAGUAUUCGCCGGGUAUGGAGGACUGCGGGCAAUGCUUAGGUCCUUCGGAAAAAAAUGCAAAAAAGAAAGCUUUGGACCCGGAAAAGGGCGAAGGGAAUGGGCGCAGAAAAGGAUCCGAUGCGGAUGUGGAAAAAAAUAAGAAUAAAUCAGAUCCCGAGUAAUUUUACAACUGGUUCAUGUUACUUUAUGUCAGUGAACUCAAUAUAUUUAAAAUUAAACUUGUUUGCGCACACAA
Messenger RNA from Drosophila santomea, 2466 nucleotides. RefSeq lists its product as uncharacterized. Gene Ontology annotation, biological process: zinc ion transmembrane transport; response to zinc ion. The transcript is spliced from 2 exons. The coding region runs from base 248 to 2392 and encodes 714 amino acids. Gene Ontology annotation, molecular function: zinc ion transmembrane transporter activity. The record is from RefSeq and is a predicted model, not a curated record. Gene Ontology annotation, cellular component: plasma membrane. NCBI's taxonomy places the organism in Eukaryota, Metazoa, Arthropoda, Insecta, Diptera, Drosophilidae.